Messenger RNA from Rhineura floridana, 543 nucleotides. RefSeq names its product transcription factor 15-like. The record is from RefSeq and is a predicted model, not a curated record. Lineage: Eukaryota; Metazoa; Chordata; Lepidosauria; Squamata; Rhineuridae. Bases 1 to 543 code for a protein of 180 amino acids. The transcript has 2 exons. Gene Ontology annotation, biological process: developmental process; regulation of transcription by RNA polymerase II. Gene Ontology annotation, molecular function: protein dimerization activity; RNA polymerase II transcription regulatory region sequence-specific DNA binding; DNA-binding transcription factor activity, RNA polymerase II-specific.
AUGGUGAUGGUGAGGCAGCAGCAGGAGGCCAACGCCCGCGAAAGGGCCCGGACUCAGAGUCUCAACACGGCCUUCACGGCCCUCCGCACCCUCAUUCCCAUCAAGCACGUCUCCAAGGCCGAAAUGCUACGCUUGGCCUUCAGCUAUAUCGCCCACUUGACCAACAUCCUGCUGAUGGGCAAGGACGGUGAGGAGCGGCAGCCCUGUUUCAGCGCCCUCUAUGGCACCAAGGGCGAGAUGGAAGACAAGCAGGCCAAGAGCAUAUGCAUGUUCUGCCUCAGCAACCAGAAGAAGGGGGGGCAGCUGGUGGGAGCUUGCUUCCAGAACCCCUACCUAGACACAAUUGAGCCUCUGGAGGAGUGGGCAACAGUGCGGGAGAGAAAAGGGGACAUUUCCACCAAGACCGACUGUGGUAAAGAACCCAGUCUUGGUGCAAUUGGAAAAGUAAAUGCCCUUCAUCAAGAGAAAUGUUUAUUGGCUUGGGAGGCAUUAAGUCCCUGUAAUAAGGCAGUGGAUCGGGAACAGCUUCUUAUGACCAAUUGA